AGGAUUAUCAUCCACAGGACAACAUCAACACACUCGGAAGAAAUUCCACAACCUUCUGCCCUAAAAACUUCUCUUGGGUUCAUCAUUUCGAUAACCUUUUGCACCUUGCUACUUAGCAUUUCCACUUGUUCUUUGAAAAAUUGUUGCAUAUUAGCACACUAAUUUCUUGAGUAGAAAAGAACAAAUCCGCCCAACAUGACUGCUGGAUUUACCGUUGGAGAGGAGAUGCGCACGUUGGUGGCUAUCUUGGAUACCAUGCGUGCGCCAUCCGACAACGAAGCCCGAAAGAACGCCGAAAAACAGUACGGAAUUGCCAAGGAAAAAAAUCUUAAGGCUCCAACUUCAUAAACAUAAUAUUAUCCAUGUUAACCCAUCUUGUUCUGCUUCUUGUAGUUCUAGAGCAAGUCGAUUUUGUUGGGUGGGUCUCUGUUUUCCUUUGAGGAUAUUGAUAGAUUAGAGCACUAAGGUUUAAUAAUUGGCUUCGCAUGCGAUUGGUUUUUGAAUGGAAAACGAAAACGCAAAUGGAAAAAAUUUACCAUACUUGUUCUGUUCCAUCAUGCUGUCUGUAGGGCAGAGGAUGCUCUCCGUCUAGAACACAGAUUAAUAGGCUUAGGAUCUUCACAUUCUGAUAAUUGUAUUUCCCUCUAAGCAUCCGGACUUCGUCGUGCAGGCCUUGCUGCACAUCGUCGCUAACGGAGCAAAUUUCAACGAGGACCAGCGACAACAGGCGAGUAUCUUCAUGCGCCGACUCUUCAUCCCUGACGCCAUGCUCGAGGAUGAACAGAACAUCGUCUUCUCCCGAUGCUCCCAAGCAGUGAAGGAGACUGUGGCUACCACGUUGCUCAACUGCCUGCAAACUGAAAGUACUACUUGACAGAAAUUAUAGAUCAAGAAUGAUGAAGACGAUAGUAGAUGUUAAAAAUGUAGUUGAAGUUUAUAAGGUUUUUUUAGGAGGAGGACGAGAAGAACCUCAGAUCAUGUGAUCUUUUAUACUUUACGUAAAGAACUACAAGAACCUCGGAUGUGAUCGUUUACUUUACGUAUAGGAAGAUGUAGAGUCUAACAACGUGAAAAAAUAUGGGCUUCACUAGCACUUUGCUGUAUCAGGCUGCUUUUCAUAUUAUAUUUUUCCACCACGAGGAGGGCCUCCGGACAGCUAGGGCAUCAUGAAUUGAAUCCUCACAUCGUCUACUUAAGGAAACAACUUCUAGGAGGCCUCUCAAUCUGAAAUCUUCACGGACAACUACAUUUAGUUGUACAAUGUCGGCUUACAACACCAAACACCAGCUCUCGAGAGAGUGCGAAAGGCAACGGGCAAUGCCCUUGUCACCUUGGCCGAACAGCACAUAGUUCCUUCCGACGCUGAUGGAAAGCGCAAUGAAGCCGCGUGGCCGCAGCUUUUGACCACCGUUUGCUCCAUGUGCGGAUCCGAUGACGAUGUCUCCAAAAAAGUAAACGCAAUGGAAAUGCUCUGCGAACUACUGCCAAUAUACCAAGAGUACUUCUACUUGCUACUUCUCCACGGUAAGUAUCUUCUAGUAUACUUCGCCCUUGUGGCAGUCUGCACUGAACUUUGUGCGAGAUAAAUUGUAUUGUAUUGUACCUAGCUAGGUGCUUCUACUACCUAGUGAAGAUACCUAGAAUUGUAGAAGUCUAAGACCAAUGAAUCUUAGGAAUAGAAGACGACGUCAAGGACAUCUGGAUCUUAUGACACACAGUAUUAGAGACUGAAAUUUUGACUGUUUGUCUCGAUGAACCGACGAUUCGAUCGGGUAAGGUUAAUAACAUAAACAUUGUACUACUAAUUGUAAUUUGAGCCUUCUACGGCUGUGUCAAUCCGCUCGAGUAAUAUGCAGGUAAAACUGUGGACGGCGGACUGAAUAUGAAUUUAUCACGAUUAUCAUUUCCAAUACCCUUUUCAGGACGAUCAAGGGAAUCCAGCGUGAUAUGCAGCUGCUAUUAGAGCAGAGUUUCGGGCAUGGCGACGCCAAGGUGAGAAAAAGCGCAGUCCUGCUCGUUCUCGCGAUGGUGCUCAACUACAAGGCUAAGGACUGGAAGCCACUCCAACCGUGCCUGGCGGUUAUCGUCAAAGUCCUCGAAAACUUGGCUCAGCUCCAGGCAAACGAGCACCUGACCGAGUGCCUCGAACAGAUGACGGAGACCUGCGAGUACGAAGCUAUCUUCUUCAAGCCACAGGUGAAACUGUUGGCCAACUUGCUCGUGCAAAUCGUGGGUGCGAAGGAGCAGCUGGAUGCCACACCAAGGUCUGCCGCACUAGAAUUCUUCAUCACAUUGGCAGAACAAAAGCCGAAGAUGUGCAUGCAGCAGUGCCCCGAGUUCGGAUCCUACCUCAUCAAGGCAGCCAUGGACUGCAUGAUGGAGAUUGAAGACAGCGAUGGUCAAGACUGGGCCAACAUCAUGGAUGAUGAAGAAGGUACUUCACACUACUACAACUAUAAUUUAGAUCUACAAGCAGCACAACUCAUGAACAGUCGGUGCACGUGGUGGUGAUGUUACGAGGACUACGACUACUUGGAGGAUGUUCUUGUUGUAGAAGAUGAUGUGGAAUUUUUUCUUUCGGAUAUUAGAUCAAUUACAUCCCAACUACAAUAGAUGACGAUGACGACGAGCUGUUCAAGCUGGGAGGCGAGGUUAUUGACCGGGCUAUUCAGGCUUUGACUAUCAAGAAGAUCGGCUCUUCCUACUUCCAAGCAAUUGGUAUGUAUGUCCAGAACACCAGCGACUGGCGUAGUCCGAUGUCCGCUCUUUCAGCGGUCUCCGAAGGUGUCGAGUACGUCGAGAAGGCAGAGCACUUGGACCAGUUGAUGGAACUCUGCUUGCAGCAUACAACGUACUACUUUCAUCGUUCAUUGAACACUGACUCUACACGUGUAGCUGUAGGCUAACAACUUACAUACAGCGUACUAUUCUUGAUAUUCUGAACGUAUUCGAAAAUAAAUCCAAAUAGGCAUGCGCAUAUGCGAGUGCGCGCACAGAGUUGGCACGCACUGUCCCGAAUUUUUGCGGACCAUCGUGAAGUGACCGAGAGAUGGCAUCCGCAGUACAUGGCUGCCACUCUCCGUGGCCUCGAGGACCCGGUGCUUCGUGUGCAAACCAAAAAUUUAGGCGCUUUCUUGUAUUUCGGUGAGGCCCUGGAGCCGGUCGUGAUGGAAAACUACGCCAAGGAUCUGCUCGAAAAGUUGGUGGAGAAGAUCAAUAAGUGCAAUCAUCGAGGCGUUAUCGAGGAGUGCAUCACCAGUAUUGCCGUGGUCGCUGGAAGCAUUGAGAAGGAGUUCAGACCCUACUACGAUCACAUCAUGCCGAUGCUCAAGAACUUCAUCAAAAACAGUAGUGAAGAGAAGGAAACCAGACUUCGAGGCAAGGCCUUCGAGUGCAUGUCUUUGUUUGGUGUCGCGGUCGGAAAGGAGAAAUUCACGGUAACAACUAGCUUAUUUGAUGUCAUGGCGAGUCGAAGAACCAACAAAGAGUGAGGAAAAAACCCUUAUGGUCAAGAAACUACGUCUACUCUCUUGCAUCUACUCUCUUGUCCUCAUUUAGCACCGUAGCUAGCAGUUAUAUCCCACCUUGUAGUUCAGUUACAGGUUCCUCCUCCCUAAAUACUUAAAUCAAAAAUGUGAUCCCCACCGACCCCGAGCUCUCCACGACUUUCCAUCUCAGGUCGACGUGACAGAGUGCAUGACGAGUAUGUUGCAGCAGGGAUCCGCAUCGACUCAGUUGGAGAAGAAAAACGCUGUCAUCCUCACAGAUUACCUGAAGGAUGCCAUUGAGCGAGUAGCAGGCGUUAUGGAAGAGAACAUGGAACCCUUUUUACCAGCAUUGCUCUUCGGCGGAGCCCACGGCAGCGGUUACAUGCAAAUCCUCGAUUUGGCACACGCCGCACGACAGACGGAAGCUGGAAGUACUUUUGACUGCUGAUUGAUCCAAGUAGAACAAGAUAAGUACAUUUGAUGAAUCAAAAUUCACACAUCAUAAUCAUCGAAAACGAAUAAAUAGAACUUCUCUACUUUUCACUUACAACUUUCUUCUAGCUAUUACCGGAGAUGAUGACGACGAGGAUGAAUUGAUUACUUUGAAGAACGGAGCGAAAGUAAAGACUGCUUACUUCCGAGAAAUGGCAGACGCAGCUGAAACGGUCGCAUGCCUUGUCAGCAACAGUAAAAAGGCAUUCAUUCCCCAUGUCCCGAAGGUCUGCGAUGGCCUCAUGGCUCUUUUCAAGGUACUACUGCAAGCUUGUCUCUCAGCAUUUUCUUCACAUUCGUCACAUUCAACUUUUUUUUCAUCUUGUGUACGAAUAAGCGACCACAGCAGCUGCGACUACCACAAAGAUACAACUCUACCAAGUAUCAUCAAUACUCUUCCUGAAAAUGCCAACCGUCUUCACAACACCUCUCUACCAGCGACGACUAGGAUCCUCCACUCCACUAUGAAACCAGGAUCGAUUAUCAUUAUCAGUUUUGUCUAGUUAAUGAACCCCCUCCCUCCCUGUUUUUUCUGGAUAGUGCCGGGAGUGGACGCGCUCCGGUUCAGGUUUUUUACCUCGAGGCGUAGUCUUUACUCACUUCAAGCACUGUCUUCUCCGCGUCCAAGCUCAUUAUGAUACCAGAUGUUCCUUUCGUGUCCACCUCUCCAACAAUCUCAAUCGUGAAUCUCUCCAACCGCAACAGAUCGAAGACAAAAGCUUGCGAGCAUCUCUGGAGGCGGAUGAAGUGUUGAACAAGUGCAGUGAAGUAUGGGCAGCGAUUACGGGUGUUCUCGCAAAAUGCGACCAACUGCAGACCAGCCAAUGCGUUGCGAAAUUUAUCGAACUAAACUACCCCUUCCUGGAACAAGCGACCGACGAUGCAGAUGAAGUCACCAUGCUGGCGAAAGGUACUAUCUUCAUCAUUGACAUCUACAACUGAUGACUAUCUUUGAAAAUCUAAAUCUUAAUCAUUGACAUCCGACCUGGCUGGCAAAUCCUUGCGACUAUGCAAAAAAAUGCAAGCUGGAAGUGAGGCCCGACCACUUGGGCAAAAUACAAUCAAAGGACGUCUUAGAGGUCCUGUCGGCAAACUGGAAAAGUCAGACGCUUGCGGGGAUUCCCUCCUUACUCGCCGACUUGGGCGAGGGCGUGACCGUGAAAGGCUACCGAGAGAGGACGAGGGGCGCGCCUAGCAUGGCGCCCGAGUGCGAUGACUUCGAGGAGCCGCCAACCGCGUGCGAGCAUUUCCGCGCCUUGCUGUGCGGCCCUAACUAUGCGCACGGCCGCGCCUGCGUUUACUUGCUGGCGGGCCGGCGCAGGGCUUGCAGCGUCUGACGGCGCGGGCGUAGACACUCACUCGACGGCGAUCCUGAGCGCGAUCAUAGUGCCCGAGGGUUUUGGGUGCGGCCUCUCUUCCAUGCGGCUCCCUGCUACCAGAAGGAGACUACCGACGAGACUGAUAAGCCCGCGGCUCGCUGAAUGGCUGAGAAUCUGCCGAGUCCUCUCUCCGGGAAAAGACUGCGCGCGCCAACCGCUUCGCAUUCUGGGGAUUACUCGCGACGAGUUUCGUAAACUGGCGCGGGAUCGGUAUAAGCUUCCCGCAAAGGAGGGAGGGCUCGCCGCUGGUGAUGUCUUCGCCGCAAUUUCAGAGACUUGCGAGCAGCCCGCUGGGGUUGAUUUCUAAAGGCACCGAGCUCCCAUUCGCGUGGCGCCCGCAGGGGCCGGCCGUCGCUGGCAUUAGCGGCCGCUACUUUUUUCGUGCUGGAGCAGCUCCCCGCGUUGCGAGUCAAUCUGGGGAAAAGUUCGCCAAGUGUCGACGAGUAGCCCUACGCUGUGAAGGCUUGGGCUUGUCUUGGGCUCGAACCGGGCCACGAUCUCAGUCGGGACCCAGCCGGGGGGCUUUGCGAAGUCUAUUUCGGCAAGGACAGCGUGACGCAAUUGACUAAGAAGGCCGGGGCUGAAGUGUGUGCCCAACCCGUGGCCGCGCGGCAGGCACUUCCUGGCCUCUUAGCGAAUGCGGCGCAGAGGAAUUAAGCAGCUGGCGCCCCGCAGGAUACAGUGGGGCAAAUUCCGAAGCUGUCUGGGGUCGCGAAUACCUUGGAAAGUGGGCGCCUCUGGUUGCUAACCAUCGCGCGCCAAGGAGUGCCCUAUCAGUAGACGACUACGCAUACGAGGGCGAGAAGGAACGGCGCGCGACGACAGCGGCAGGCGGUUUGCCCCGCCUUUUUGCGCCACUCGUUCGCGUUUGCGGCGAACCAGAAGCGUGCGAGCCUUCACAAGUAUAAGACGACGCCAGCAGAGAAAAAGCCCGCCGCUCAUCGACGGAAAGCCAGGCAGCGCGCUAGUGUGUGAGCUGCUGACUCUUGCUUCUACAACAGAGACAAGCAAAAGCGGCGGCGCUCCCACAGCCUUCGCGUCGUCUGGUAGUUUUUCUGAGGCGGAACACUCUCGAUUUUCUCAAUCCGAAGGGACGUGAGGGAUAUAAAAAACAGCUUUUCGCGGACGACGUGCAGGAACCCACAGUCGGAAAAGGUGAAGCAUCAGACCUGUUCGCGCCGCUUGGAAGCGGAAAGCUGCAGGUCUGGCGACGGCCUCUGCGUCGUCUGGUAGUGCUGCAGGUCUGGAAACAGCCUCCGCGCCGUCUGGUAGUGCUACAGGUCUGGGAAAAAGAAGGCCCAGGCCCUUUCUUACUCCCAACCUCGACUGCAGUCUGCGACUCGUGCUUCCAUUUUCUUACAAUAAAAAUAAUGAUCACAAUUGAUUCCAUUCCCAUGCUAAUCAUACUACAGGUACCGCCGAGGUGUUGUGCAGUGUGUGCCCGUCAUCAAGUAUGACCGCAGAGAAGAAGGCAGAAUAUGGCGAUGUCACGAAAUAUUUGCAGCCAGCGCAAAUGACGCAGCUCUAUAACUUAUGCGAAACCAAACUCCAAGAAUGCUUCAAGCGCAGAGAAGAAAACCUUUUGAAGGAAUCCGAAUGGAGAGACGGAGCGGAGGAAGAUGACGUUGAAGGUAUACUACAUUUGAAUUUCCUCAGAGAAGAUGAUCAUGUGGGAGUUGACACCAACUGGAAUUGUUUUGAUCUGGGUCUAGGUGCUGUGUGCAAAAAAUUUUCCUAUGUGACAACUCGUCCUGGUUCCGACCUACUUAUACAUAGAUACUUUCUUAUCUUCAAAAUCUCUUCUAUUUUUCAUAGGUGAGAAGAACACCUUAGACGAGAUGGACGACAACCAUGAGGCAGCGGUCGCUGUUUCCCAGAUUAUUGGAGCGUUGAUGCAAUUGAACCCAGAUUUCUACACCCAGAACCUCCUUGGUCGAACCGAUGCCGUGAUCAAGACUUUGUUGGAUCCUUCAAAAAUAGCUAGCAGCGUGCAGGCCAAGGACAGACAAGUGAUCGUAAACAAGAACAAGAUCCUCGCGUACUACAUCGCGUGUGACAUCUGUGAGCACCUACGGGAACGAGGCACCAGCAUGUGGCCAAGCUUCUUGGAAAAACUGUUCGCCGAUCUGCAGAACGUCGACUACGAAGUUAGACACGCAGCAAGCUACUUCGUGUACUUGGCGGCGACCGUGCCAGGCUUUGAGCAGUACUCCGAAAACGCGCUGACGAAGAUGGUACACGUGCUCCAGAGCCCAACAGACUUCGGAAAGGGAGCACAAUCCAAAUACGCUUCCUGCGACGAUAUCAAGGUACAACUUACUACUGCUCACUGAAUUAGAAUUUAAUAUUACAAACGUUCCUGAAUUUCUUCUACUCAAGAAAAAACAAAAUCAACUAAUUAUUUGCAAUUUGACCCCUUUUUACUCCACUACAACUACAGGUCGCCGAAGACAAUUUGAUUGCUGCAGUUUUCGCUUUGCUCGCUAAUAGCGUCACUCUGUCAUCCAAGAACCAGAACUUGUGGGAUUCGCUGCUCCUUCCGAAGCUCCCGCUGAAGAACGACACCGAAGUCGGCGCUUCCGUCAUCGUCAAGCUCCUCGAGUGCUUCCAGGCGCAGCGAGCCGACAUCCUAGGAGAGGGCCAAAAGCGUAUCCCAGCCAUCUGCGCUGUCUUUGCGGAAGCCUACAAGAGCUCCGAUAGCGAGGACAUGGACUCACAGGUGAAAAAAGUCUUCUCCUCGUUCCCGACAGACUUCUUCCAGACCACGUUGAAGCCCAACUUUAAGGACACCCAGUGGAAGAAGCUCGAGAAGCUCAUGAAGGACCCGGUUGUAGGUGCAUAAGCACACAGGACCUAGAAGGUUCUCGUGUAGACCUAGAAGGUCGUCGUGUAGAAAGGAAUAAAAGUGGUCUAGUGGUGGAUAGAAUCUAUCUAUUGGAGAAUACUUGUCUUCAAUUGAGAAGACGUGGGAGGUACUUAUAAAAUACCUUGAAAUUAUGAUUCUGAAGCAGCACAUGAAAAGUACUUAUUCUGAAGCAGUACGCGUACGACAAGAAAUAUUUCUGUGAUUUAGGACACAGGAAUAAAAGUGGUCUAGUUGAUAGAAAACGACAACGCCGGAACGAAAGAACGCUGAAAGCACGACUUUAUGUCAUAGAAGAUACGAAGAAGUUUAAUCAAGCCUGCCGCAUACUUUUUACUUUGAUCAUGAAGAAAACUGAAAAUGAAAUUGUCCUUAAUAUGGUAACGCUAAGUGAAGAAGAAGAUGUUAUAGUUAGGCAGGUUGAGCUUGACGUAUGCUCCGUAUUAGUAUGUUGUACACUACGUGGAGCUGGAGGUCUUGGUCUUCUACAACUCUACAACUUCUCGACGACGGCGCGGCUACUUAUGGACAUAUGAAGAUGAAUACUUGUUGUAAUAAAUCCUACCAAUAGAAAUUCGUUUCAAACUCUGUGCUCGUCUUGUCAUGCAUCUUCAACAUCAAUGAUUAGCUGAAGCAGAAGCCAUUAUGCACCUAGAAAAAUACGAUAAGGUGUACUGGAUUAGGUGGGGGCUCGUUCCGCCAGAACGUGUCUACUACGUAUUCGUUUACUACUCAUUCUGGUAAAAUAAACUUCAGUAUGUGUAUGUUGACCAUCGACUUCCAAUUCUAUUACAUUUACGAUUAUUGGAUCAUUUGCUUUUGCCUACUAGACAUGCAAUAUCAAAUAAUAAAAUAAUAUCAAUAUCUUUCUUCAUAAUAUCAAGCUUCAAUAAUUAUAUCUCCCUACAAAGAACACGAUGUUCUCAGAAAAUAUAAUGCAUGACUUCUCCCGACGAUGUAUCUCAUCCAGACACGACAAACAGCGUCCUCAAAUUGGAAUCCUUAUCCUGCAUUAUAUUCAACUUCAAACGACUUCAAAGAGAUUCUUCUCUUUGAUGAAAGAUAUGAAGAAGAUGCAUGAGUCCUUAUUUCUGAAUGAUGAAGAUAGAAGCAGUGACGUUGCAAGAAGGUUGAUGUAACCGUGGUAACGAAAAAGGAAUAAUUAGAGCACAGCAACCUCCUGACGCCCGCGGUUUGCUACUGCUCCAAAAACAGCUUUCUUCCAACGUGGUGUGUCUGUGUGGCGGAGGGUCCAGAACGAAACAAAG
Amoebophrya sp. A25 is the source of this 9490-nucleotide messenger RNA. Lineage: Eukaryota; Dinophyceae; Syndiniales; Amoebophryaceae. The record is from the annotation of a GenBank genome assembly.